Cylicostephanus goldi is the source of this 553-nucleotide messenger RNA. The record is from the annotation of a GenBank genome assembly. Lineage: Eukaryota; Metazoa; Nematoda; Chromadorea; Rhabditida; Strongylidae.
AAAACCUGCUUUGGCUUUGCAUCAGCCUAAUCGUGUGAUCUACCAAGAAGUGAACAGUUGGUUUUCCUUGUAAAUUUGAGCAAUUCAGAAAUCACUACUACUGCUCUGUUUAUGCGGUUCGGCUGAUGGUAAAGAACGUAAAGGUCUCAUCGUCAACGUCAGUUCACCGGGUGGUCUCAGGUACUUGUUCAACGUACCGUAUGGAAUUGGGAAGCAGGCAUUGGAUAGAAUGUCAGCAGAUAUGGCGUUUGAACUCAAGCGCAUCGAUUUUUUCGAAAAAGGAGAAUCAAGUGAGUGUCCCGGUAAAACAGUUGUAGCACUUGCCUCUGAUGACCGAAGAAUGGAAAAAAGUGGACUGGCUUUGAUUACUGCAGAUUUGGGCGACGAUGGCUUUCGAGACACGGACGUUAUCAACGCAGGUCGGGAUCCUCCAAGUAUGCGCAGCGUAUCGUUCCUGCUCAAUUACAACGGCUAUAAGCAGGCCGCUCAAUGGGUGCCUGCAUGGGCGAAGGUGCCUGGAUGGCUGCUAUGGGCAUCGGCGAGCCGAUUGUAA